Molecule: messenger RNA, 1583 nt
Organism: Chelonoidis abingdonii (Abingdon island giant tortoise)
Lineage: Eukaryota; Metazoa; Chordata; Testudines; Testudinidae
Product: olfactory receptor 52K2-like
Biological process (GO): G protein-coupled receptor signaling pathway
Cellular component (GO): plasma membrane
Molecular function (GO): olfactory receptor activity; G protein-coupled receptor activity
Source: RefSeq, a predicted model, not a curated record
AUGUCAGAUUCCAACACAACUGACUUCAUCAACCCUCCCACCUUCAUCCUGCUGGGCAUUCCUGGCCUGGUGGUGGCCCACAUCUGGAUCUCCAUCCCCUUCUGCACCAUGUGCACUUUAGCCAUCUUGGGGAACUUCAUUAUUUUGUACAUUGUAAAGAGGGAGCCAAGCCUCCAUGGCACCAUGUACUAUUUCCUCUGCAUGCUGGCUGUCACCGACUUGGUUCUGUCCAUGUCAAUCCUGCCCAAAACGCUGAGCAUCUUCUGGUUCAAUUCCAGGGAGACUGAUUUCAAUGCCUGCCUCACCCAGAUGCACUUCAUUCACUCUUUCUUAGUGAUGGAGUCUGGGAUCCUCGUGGCCAUGGCUUUGGAUUGUUAUGUGGCCAUCUGCCGUCCUCUGAGAUAUUCCACCAUCCUGACAAACAUUGUGGUGGCCAAGAUCAGCCUGGCUGUGGUGCUGUGUAGCAGCACAAUCGUUCUGCCCUGUAUCCUCCUGGCUAGGCAGUGGUCUUAUUGCAGAACCAACAUUAUCCCCCACACACACUGCAAGCACAUGCCCAUAGAGAAGCUGGCCUGCGCCGACAUCUGCAUCAAUAAUUACUAUGGCCUUUUUGUUGUAUUCUCUGUGAUCUGUGUGGAUGUGCUUUUUAUGUCUAUGUCCUAUACUCAGAUCCUCAGGGCCGUCUUCAGCCUCCCCACAAAGGAUGCCCGGCUUAAGACUUUUGCGACAUGCAGCUCCCACCUCUGUGUCAUCUUAGCCUUUUAUAUCUCAGCUCUCUUCUUCUCUCUCAUGCACUGGUUUGGUCACAAUGUUUCCCUGCAUUUCCACAUGCUGAUUUCCAACAUUUACCUCCUGGUGCCCCCCAUGGUAAAUCCCAUCAUCUACAGAGUGAGGAACAAACAGAUCAGGAGCAGGGUGCUCCGGAUCUUUGCUCAUAAAGGGACCUAAUUUUUUCUCCUGGUGCUCUGGCUCUGCAGAGCUGGCCGGUAACAUGGUGCUGGGUCCUCUUCCUUGAAUCACUGACUGGACAGUCAAAGUGACAUUAAUCUGUUUCCUGGCCUUACUGUGCUGUGUCAGUGCGACAUACUGGGGAAUUGGUCUAUGUAGAACUCAUUGGGUUGCCACCUUUCUAAUUGCUGGUAACUGGAGACCAGAGGCCUCACAUAUUCCCUCAGAGCCGCUUCCAAUUUUGUGCCUUUUCAUCCAUAGCUCUGACUGUCACUCUCUCCUCUCCUCUCCCCCAUCCCUUGGUGGAUCAUCUCUACCUUCCUCCUCCCUAUUCCCCCCCACCUGGACUCCCUCUGCUCCGAGGCUGUGAUGGGAGCUGCUGCAGCCUGACAAGGAGCCUUCAGUGAGGACAGUGGGGAUGCAGCACAGGACCUGACAGGCCAGUCAGGAACAGAGCAGGAAGCCAGGAAGCCGUAUAAAAGCAGCUGAGGGUUGAGAGCCGGGCUGUGUGGCCGGCGGACAAGAUUGUGCACCAUACAGCUUGUGGGCCCUAAAGCUCAGCUACAGAGUCCUGAGGGCAGAGACCAUUGUGUGGCUUAUUUCCUUAGCUUUCAGCUCCCUUUUUCUCCUCCUGG